Messenger RNA from Lepus europaeus (European hare), 2025 nucleotides. RefSeq names its product basic proline-rich protein-like. The transcript has 7 exons. The record is from RefSeq and is a predicted model, not a curated record. The coding region runs from base 1 to 2025 and encodes 674 amino acids. Lineage: Eukaryota; Metazoa; Chordata; Mammalia; Lagomorpha; Leporidae.
AUGGCGCUCGCGCCCCGGCGAGAUGGCGCCCAUUUUUCAUGGCAGACAAAAACAUUUUCCCGGGGAUCAAUUCCGCCGCGCACGACGCUCGCCUUCGCCCACGCGGCCGGCCGGCCUGGGGGGGGGGCUGGCACGGAGGUGGGGGGCGGCUGCGGGGAGCCCGGGCCCCAGCAGGUGUCCGCGGGGGCGGCGGCCGGUGGCCGGUGCGGGAGGCGGCCGCGCAGGACCUCCUGCCCCACCCUGGAUCCUGAAGACACAGAUCUGACGGAGGCCACGCCCCUCUCCAUGGUGCAGACCCCAGUGGCCUCCCACCAGGAGCCUCCUGAGAGCGAGGGGUCUUCAGCCUCCCCCAAGGGGCCGCCCAGGGCUCUCACGGCCCCUGACCCCGGGGAGCAGAGGGAGGCCGCGGGCACCAGAAGGGCUGGGCUGGGCCGCACCGGUGCAGCCCCUCGGUCCGCCGAGCAGACCCCCAACCGGUCCAGGCGAGAAAAGGCCGCGGGCUCUGCUCCCCGGAGCUCGGAGCUCGGCCCCAGCCCGGCGCCACGCCGCACCGCACCCGAGGACAGGCGCCCACCCACCCCCGAGGACGGGCACCCACCCCCGGGGCGCCCACCCGAGGACGGGCGGCGCCCACCCGAGGACGGGCACCCACCCCCGGGGCGCCCCCCUGAGGACGGGCACCCACCCACCCCCGGGGCGCCCACCCCCGGGGCGCCCACCCGAGGACGGGGCGCCCACCCCCGGCACGAGCACGCGCCCCUGAGGACGGGCACCCACCCCCGGGGCGCCCACCCGAGGACGGGCACCCACCCCCGGGACGCCCCCCUGAGGACGGGCACCCACCCCCAGGGCGCCCCCCUGAGGACGGGCACCCACCCCCGGGACGCCCCCCUGAGGACGGGCACCCACCGCCGGGGCGCCCCCCUGAGGACGGGCACCCACCGCCGGGGCGCCCCCCUGAGGACGGGCACCCACCCCCGGGACGCCCCCCUGAGGACGGGCACCCACCGCCGGGGCGCCCCCCUGAGGACGGGCACCCACCCCCGGGACGCCCCCCUGAGGACGGGCACCCACCGCCGGGGCGCCCCCCUGAGGACGGGCACCCACCCCCGGGACGCCCCCCUGAGGACGGGCACCCACCGCCGGGGCGCCCCCCUGAGGACGGCGGGACCCACGGCCACAGGCGCGCCGGCCGCCCGCGGGCUCGCGCACGGGGACGCGCCUGCGCACUGUCAGCCGGCUCCCGGCGCGGCGGCGCAGGCGCAGAGGACCUGCUCGGGGACGACCCGGCCGGGCCGGCGUCUGCGUCUGCGCCUGCGCAGGGCAGGCCGGGGCUGGGGGGGGGCGUGCGCGGCCGUGACGUCACGGGUGGCCCGCCCGCCCGCGCGCGCACGUCCUGGGGGCGACGAGUUCCGGGACGCCGCGGGCCGGGCCGAGCCGGGCGAAGGGAGCCGCUCGUCGGGGUCGGGCGCGGGCGGAGGGGGCGUGGGGCCGCGCUACGGCGGCCGCGGAGGGCCGCGCUACGGCGCCCACGCUGGGCCAAACGCCUCCGGCGGCCGGGCGCGCCGCCGCGUGAGAGCCGGGCCGCGGCACCAUGCGGCCGCCGCGCCGCGGGAGCCCCGAGGGCCGCGGGAGCCCGCAGCCCCGCCAGCCUGCCCCGAGGUGCGGGACGCCGGCGCCGCCGCGGAGAGGGCACCGGGUGAGCGGCGGGGGGCGCGGGCGUGGGCAGCGGGCCCGCCCCGUGGCCUCUCGCGGCCUGGGCGGGCUGUCCAUGGCGUCGGCGGGUGCGGCGCGGCCCCGCGGGACCCGGCCGGGCCGGGGGCUGCGAGGGGGCUGCGAGGGGGGCUCUUCGGGGAGCAGCGCCCCCGGCCCCGGCCCCACGCGCUCUGCCCCGAGCGCGCCCCGGGAGGCCCGGCGGGGGCGCGGGUGGGUGCGGCCCAGAGCCUGACCCGGCGCCCUCCCGCCCCCCGCCCGCAGGCCGCCGCCGCCCCCGAGGCCCCGGCCGCGGGGCCCGGGCGCCCCUGA